Molecule: messenger RNA, 600 nt
Organism: Gloeophyllum trabeum ATCC 11539
Lineage: Eukaryota; Fungi; Basidiomycota; Agaricomycetes; Gloeophyllales; Gloeophyllaceae
Exons: 5
Coding region: 1-600 (199 amino acids)
Source: RefSeq, a predicted model, not a curated record
AUGGACGCUGUGCAGAAAGCAGACAUUCAGACUAUUCCCACGACCUUCAGGAAGCCACCACCCACGAAGUUCCUCGGCCACGAGGACGGACAGCCAUUCUACAGGUGGUACAUCACAGAAGACGAGUACCACCGGCUGUGCAAGGUCUUCGGAGGGCGCGACUUCCAGGAGACUGGCAUCGGUGCGACCCUUGUUGUAGGGCAGCCCCAGCCAUGCAAACACUGCGGGAAGUACACCGAGUUUAUAGACUGGGUGUGGACUGCGAUUCAGCGCAAGGUCCACACGGCAGAUUUCAUGUUCGAGGCGCUGAAGGACGGUCGCCAAUCCAAGGAGAACAUGCACGACGUAUACUGCUCCCGGUGUGGGACUCUGACAGACUGCCGCUCGAGAAACAAUGCUGAGGGUGGCGCCCCGAACAUUUUGCUAGCUGGGCCACUGCAAAAUUAUGACAGGACAAAAUCCUAUUCCCUUCAAGCGUCGGGAGCCACUUCGCCGCCCCAGCCGAUGCCAAGAUGGGGGAAAUGGUGGCUCGAUGACGAGGGAAAUACCGCAGCGUGGAGAAACAGUGUACAGUCUGCUGCUGCAGAGACUUCGCAGUAG